Molecule: messenger RNA, 1321 nt
Organism: Talaromyces stipitatus ATCC 10500
Lineage: Eukaryota; Fungi; Ascomycota; Eurotiomycetes; Eurotiales; Trichocomaceae
Product: aldo/keto reductase, putative
Exons: 3
Coding region: 141-1223 (360 amino acids)
Source: RefSeq, a predicted model, not a curated record
GUAUGAAAUUCUCCUAACUCUUAUCCGCUGAUUUUACAACCACUGUCCUACUCACGGUUAUCGUUCUCGUAUACAAUACAUCGACGUCUAAGGCUAUCUCCACUAGUCACCCCAUUAUCCAAUCCCAAGGAUAUCAAGCUAUGGGAGAUAUGAGUGAUCCUGUUCUUGCUUCUAUUGCUGAGACCAAGGCCAAAUAUGUGCGUCUUGGAAAAAGUGGACUGCGUGUUUCUGUGCCAAUCUUGGGGGCAAUGUCAUUGGGUCAUAAAGACUGGCAGCCCUGGGUGAUUGAAGAAGAGGAAGCCCUAAUCAUCCUCAAGGCAGCGUAUGACCGUGGGGUUAACACUUGGAAUACUGCGAAUGUGUACAGCAAUGGCAUCAGCGAGGAAAUUAUUGGCAAGGCCAUUAGAAAUUUUCAAAUUCCCCGUGAGAAGCUGGUUAUCAUGACCCAAUGCUCUAGUUGGGUUGGUGACUCCCCCAAAUCUCGGGCUUGGUUGUACAGAGAGAAAUGCGCAGCGAGUAAGGAUUUCGUUAAUCAGGGCGGACUUUCAAGAAAAGCUCUGUUCUCAGCUGUUGAAGCAAGCCUUCAGCGUCUGGGUGUCGAAUACAUCGACUUGCUCCAAAUCCAUCGCUUUGAUUAUAACACGCCGGUUGAAGAGGUUAUGGAAGCAUUGCAUGAUCUUAUUAAAAGUGGCAAAGUACGGUAUAUUGGGGCUUCCAGUAUGUGGACAUACCAAUUUGCAAUGAUGCAGCACUGCGCGGAGACAAAUGGAUGGACAAAAUUCAUUAGCAUGCAGAAUCACUAUAACCUACUUUACCGAGAAGAAGAGCGAGAAAUGAACAAAUUCUGCAACGAGACCGGCGUCGGUCUCGUUCCAUGGGCGCCUCUUUGCAGAGGCUACCUUGCGCGACCAGUCGCAUCACCACAACCCUCAGAUCGCGCUGCAGCGGAACAGAAGAUGGGGCGGAUCCUCUCCGUUGGGCACACGGAGACUGACCAUGCUAUUAUCAAUCGAGUGGAGGAGAUAGCACAGAAGCGAGGAUGGAAAAUGAGUACCGUCGCUUUGGCGUGGAUUACCAAGCGAGUCUCGAGUCCAAUCAUUGGAUUCAGUACCGUUGAGAGGAUUGAUGAAGCUCUAUCCGCCAAAGAUAAAAAGUUGACAGCGGAAGAAGAGGAGUACCUCGAAGAGUUAUACGAAAGUAGGGCUGUUCAAGGACACUUCUAGUGGUGAAGUAAUAGCCACAUAUCGCAUUGCCCUAAGACGUGACUACAUAUAAUUAUGAUUAUUAUCUGAAACAUUUCAAAAACUUGUAAAUAACUUGU